UAUAGUGCAGCACCACAUGAUUCCAGUCCCCUGGCCACCAACGAGAAAGCUGAGAGUUUGCGUCCUUCGUCCUUCCUCUCUCGCUCUCUCUCACAGUGGAAACAAGCAAACCCAGAACCACCAAACCCCUAUUCGUCAUCUUAAGGGCCAUAGCUUUCCCAUAAUUCAAAGGGGCACAACAUGGCACUCAUUUCCCAGACAAGUCAAUCAUAUUGCACCCACGCUGAAGUGUUAAGAUAUAAAGCUGGGAACAAUGUGAUAUUUAGCAAGAUAAACAAUGUGGAGGCAUCAAAAAUGAAGGAACCUCGUGCUGGUUUCUUGUUUUCAUCGUGUAAUUCUGCCAAAAAGGCACAGAUUAUGCACAUAGAUGGCCCUGGAGUUGGAUGUAAACGAGGUCAUCAAGUGAUUGUUGCUGCAAGCCCUCCUACUGAGGAUUCUGUAAUUGCUACAGAGCCAUUGACGAAAGAGGAUCUUGUAUCAUACCUUGCCUCUGGAUGCAAGCCUAAAGAAAAAUGGAGAAUAGGAACAGAACAUGAGAAGUUUGGUUUUGAGCUUGGAACUCUACGUCCUAUGACGUAUGAACAAAUUGCAGAGUUGCUGAAUGGGAUUGCUGAGAGAUUUGAUUGGGAUAAAGUAAUGGAAGGUGACAAAAUUAUAGGACUCAAACAGGGAAAGCAAAGCAUAUCAUUGGAGCCUGGGGGUCAGUUUGAGCUUAGUGGUGCACCUGUUGAAACCUUGCAUCAAACUUGUGCCGAGGUUAACUCACACCUUUAUCAGGUUAAAGCUGUUACAGAGGAAAUGGGAAUCGGAUUUCUAGGAAUUGGUUUCCAGCCUAAGUGGGGACUUAAAGACAUACCUGUAAUGCCCAAGGGAAGAUACGAGAUCAUGAAGAAUUACAUGCCCAAAGUUGGCUCGCUAGGACUUGAUAUGAUGUUUAGGACAUGCACUGUACAGGUUAAUCUGGACUUCUUUUCUGAAGUUGACAUGAUCAGGAAAUUUCGUGCUGGUCUUGCUUUGCAGCCUAUAGCAACAGCUCUAUUUGCAAAUUCACCUUUCACUGAGGGAAAGCCAAAUGGUUAUCUCAGCAAGAGGAGCCACAUUUGGACUGAUACUGAUAACAAUCGUGCCGGCAUGCUUCCUUUUGUUUUUGAUGACUCCUUUGGGUUUGAGCAGUAUGUUGAUUACGCUCUCAAUGUUCCAAUGUAUUUCGUUUAUCGGCAAAAGAAGUAUAUUGACUGUACUGGAAUGACUUUCCGGGACUUUUUGGCUGGGAAACUUCCUUGUAUCCCAGGUGAAUUGCCAACUCUCAAUGAUUGGGAGAAUCAUUUGACAACAAUAUUUCCCGAGGUCAGGCUGAAGAGAUACUUGGAGAUGAGGGGAGCUGAUGGAGGACCUUGGAGGAGGUUAUGUGCUUUGCCUGCAUUUUGGGUUGGUUUAUUAUAUGAUGAGGUUUCACUGCAAAAAGUUCUAGACAUGACAGCCGAUUGGACUGCAGAAGAAAGACAGAUGCUAAGGAAUAAGGUUCCAAAGACUGGUCUAAAGACGCCUUUUAGGGAUGGGUUACUUAGGCAUGUUGCUGAAGAUGUUGUACAGUUGGCAAAGGAUGGUUUGGAGAGGAGAGGCUUCAAGGAAUCAGGUUUCCUGAAUGAAGUGACUGAAGUAGUUAGAACAGGUGUCACACCAGCUGAGAAGCUUUUGGAGUUGUAUAACGGGAAAUGGGGACAGUCUGUAGAUCCUGUUUUUGAGGAGCUACUCUACUGAGGUGAAUUAGAUUCUUGAGACACUUUGGUGGAUCCUUUGGUGUGUAAAAACCUUUAUUUUUCGGGUUGUAAUCCUAGUUCUUAUUUCAAGCUGGUUUUAACUUGUGGUUAUAGAUUUAACAUCUUAGAGUAAUAAAUUGUGAUGUAAAUCCUCGACAGAAGGCUUCUCAUGCAUCUCAUUGAAAAUAACCAGAUCAAACUCUGGUCAUCUUAUCUCCUAAAUGCUCACAAUAAUUCGCUCACUUCGGGAAGAGCAGACAGUAAGUUGUUGAAACCUGUUCAUUGAGUUGCCAAAAUGGCAACUGAAUAAUGUUUAUAUGGUUGGUAACAAGUAUUGAUAGGUUGAUGU
This is a messenger RNA of Corylus avellana, 2109 nucleotides long. The record is from RefSeq and is a predicted model, not a curated record. Lineage: Eukaryota; Viridiplantae; Streptophyta; Magnoliopsida; Fagales; Betulaceae.